AACAACAUGGCCGCCCUCACAUGUAAACAUGCGACUCUUGUGUGCUAGUUAGUAACCGCAGAUAAAACAUGUUCAUAGCGUUCAUUCCUCAUUGUUUCGUAUGCCAUUGAGUAUUUCGACAGUAAUUACCAGUCCUUAGUUGUUGCCAGACUGCACUUGAGUGUACGUGUGUUUCCGAGCCUGCAGUAGCGUUAUCUGUCAGAGCCAUGCCUGCCCAGACCUUGUUCGUGGGUUCGUUACCAGCCUCGGCCACGAACGAGCGGCUAGAGGAAAUAUUCUCGGAGAUCGGCCCAAUAAAGCAAUGCUUCGUGGUCAGAGAAAAAGGCGAAGAAAAAUGUCGGGGUUUUGGCUUCGUCACGUAUUCGAUGGAAGAAGACGCGCAGCGAGCCCUGAAAGAAAUACAAGAAUACGACGGAAAGAAGCUGUCUCUCACCUUGGCGAAGAAGAAAAUUAAUGACAGAGAGAAAAGAAAAGAAAAGAAAACAGUUAAAGAGACGCCUAAAGAGACACCUAAAGAGACACCUAAAGAGACACCGCAGGAAAACGAGCAGAAAACCAAAGGCAUCAGGAAGCAACUGCUGAAAUCCAAACUCAUCAUAAGAAAUCUCAGUUUUAAGUGCACAGAAGAGGAUCUAAAAGAUGUAUUUGGGAAGUUUGGAGCAGUUCUUGAAGCCAAAAUACCCCUUAAACCUGACGGCAAGAUGCGUGGAUUUGCGUUUGUCCUGUUUAAAACUAUGUCUGGAGCUGCAAAAGCACUUGAGGCUAUGAAUCUGAAAGAGAUAAAAGGUCGACAGGUAGCAGUUGACUGGGCUAUACCAAAAGACAAGUAUAUCGCCUCACAACAGCCCUCAGGUUCAGAUAAUAAUACAAAGGAGGCAGAUGUCAAAACUGAAAGUGACACUGAAGACGAGGAUGAAGAAAAGACACAAGCUGCAUCUGAGAACAAAAAAGUUGGUUUGAAAGCAGCUGAGAAGCAGGUUGAAGAAUCUCAGUCAAGUGAAGAAGAUAACGAUGAGGAACAAGAGAGUGAAGAAGAUGAUUCUGACGACGACCAAGAUGAGGAGGAGGAUGAUGCGAGUGGUCUUGAUUCAGAUGAUGAUCGAGAUGAAAGUGAAGAUGAAGAUGAAGAUGAGGAGCAAGAUAAGCCAGCUCUAAAGAAAACAUCCAAGAAACCUCUGCCUUCAGAUGUGAAAGAAGGCCGAACUAUUUUCAUCAGGAACUUAUCCUUUGACACAGAAGAGGAAGGCCUCGAGGAAGUCCUCCUUCAGUAUGGAGAGCUUAACUAUAUAAAGAUAGUUAUCCACCCAGAUACAGAACAUUCAAAAGGUGUUGCGUUUGCACAGUUUAAGACUAAAGAGGCUGCUGACAAAUGCAUGGCUGCAGCACAAGAUGAGGCAGAGAAUGGUGGCAUCCGUGUGGAUGGAAGAAAACUGGUGAUUCUUGCUGCAGUGACCCGAGAAGAUGCUGCGAACCUGAAGGUCAAAAAGACCAAAGUGGAGACGGGCACCAGGAACCUGUAUCUGGCCAGAGAGGGAUUGAUCCGUGCUGGAACCAAGGCUGCAGAGGGGGUAUCUGAGGCAGACAUGACCAAAAGAACCAGAUUUGAGGAAAUGAAAAGGGCCAAGCUGCGUGACAUUAACGUGUUUGUGUCAAAGAAUCGUCUGUGUAUCCAUAACCUGCCCAAGUCGGUGGACGAUAAAAAACUCAGAGAGCUCUGUCUUCAAUCUGUAAAGGGAAAGAAAGUCAAAGGAGUUCGCAUACCAGAGUGUCGGGUCAUGUAUGACAGGAAGCCAGAGAAGGGUCAGGUGAUGGGGCAGUCGUUAGGUUAUGGCUUUGUUCAGUUCCAGGACCAUGAGAGAGCUCUCACCUGUCUUCGCUACCUCAACAACAAUCCUGACAUUUUUGGUCCACAAAAGAGACCCAUUGUUGAGUUUUCUCUGGAGGAUUCAAGGAAGCUCAAAAUAAAAGAAAUGCGACGACAACAAAACAAGGAUUUCCUCAGAAAUCAGUCUUUGAAGGGAGCGCGGAAACCUUGGUCCAAAACAUCUGGAGAAGGCAAAGGGCCAAAGACUGGGGGCAAUAAAUCACAGACUUUACCAGAGCUGACAGGAAAGAAGAGAGGUAAUUCUGAAAGACAACAACAAGAUGGGCACUAUUCAGGGUUUGCGACCAACCCUGAAGUCGCGCACAUCGAACUGCAGAAUGGAAAAAAGCGAAGGAAGGUCUUACCUUUCCCUUCCCAUCGGGGAGCUAAGAUCAGACUGCGUGAUAAAGGAAAGCAGCAGGCUCCGCCUCCCAAGAAAGCAGGGCUUGGAUCCAAAAGGAAAGAGCAUCAAAGACGGCAGAUUGAGAAGCCAAUGCUGUCCAGAAAGCAGAGUGUUAAAAGUGCUAAAAACCAGUUUAAGAGGAGAGAUGGAGACCGCUUCGACAGUCUGGUGGAGCAGUACAAGAAGAAACUGAUGGGCAGUGGCAACAGCGCAACAGUCAAAAGAAACAAGUGGUUUGAUGCUUAAUCGUGUGUGUGUGUAGGUGUGUAGGUGUGUGUGGGGGUGUGUGUGUGUGUGUGUGUAAGGAAGACAUUUGAAGGGAGACAAUAUUUCACAUCCUAUGGUUCCAGAAUAAAUAACAUUCUUUUAAAUAGUUUCAAACUAUACAGAAAUAAAAUGUCCAUUGUAGUUACUAUCAGUCAGCUAGUUCGUUUUUCUGUAUUUUUAUAAGCCAUGUUCAUUUAUUUUUCUCUUUUUUUUUUAACAAUUGUAUGAAGUAUAAUGUGUAAGAACUUUUUUUCAGGCAUGGCUUUUUAUGAAAAAUAUUGUAUUAAAUCCAUUUUGCUACCCUGGAGACACAAGUGUAUCAGAACACACAUUAACUCGACCCCUGUGUUGUAAUACUUUAUGUAUGAUUUUUCUCGACUCAUUAGGCUACACAGACAAGCAGGAGAAAGUUUUAGGUUGAAGAUGAAUAGUUUUAUUUAAAAAUAAUCUUAAAAAAUACUUUCAGCAUUUACAAAAAAUAUUCAGAAUAUUAAUAGAGGCUAAAAAUAGCCAUUUUGUAACAGUCAUUGAUAUUGCACAUGAGUAAAAGUCCCUUCAGCCCUCCUGCCCCUUUAGUUCUGACAAAUACAUUUGUUAUUGCUGGCAAAGGGUCAACCUGGUUCUUAGGAAUUUCCAGGGAUGACUGUGCUGUUCACGAAAUCAUCUCUAGUUGCAGUCAGGAUCAAACUGCAGGAUGUAAUAAAUAAAAAGUAGUGCAGUGGUGCCGUGAUACAGUCCCAUCACCAUCCGGUACGGCUACGUGAGAUACGUUGAACAGUUGUUUUUUUUUAACUUUUGUGAAAACUACAUUCAUUCUGCAAACAUACGUCAUGAAGCCAGGUGUCACUGGCCCAUACUUAAAUAACUUAAAAUCAAAACUGUAAACAAUUGGAUCAAAAACAUUUAAAUACUAAUAUAAAAUACUAAAAUACUAAAUGCGCGUUGUUCAGCAGUCAAGGCGUUCCGGUUCGUUCAGGAGCAGCAUAACAACCUCAUUAAUUCUCAGGAGAGCCUUUUGGCUCACAGUGUCUUCUGAGUCCUGGUUUUGGAUCUUGAAAAGCGGCAGGUCCGGUGUUGGAAACUUUGGUCCUUCAUAACUGCAAGGCAGCUUAGAGAUGCAGUCAAUCAGGUCAGAGGUGUCCGACUUUAUUUGAACAUGGCCCACAAAGUUGGGAGAGAUCCAGUUUUCGUAAUCCAUCAAGAAAUUUGCGAUGGAUGAAGAGCCAUGCAGUUGAUCAGUCACCGCAGGAAGUGUCAGCUCUUCGAGGUCCUGCACCGCAAGCAGAAGAAGAAUGUGAUACAGUCAAAGAUGUACCAGUUCAAGCACUGUGCGUUCUGCAUUUAUAAAUGGAACUUAGAUUUUUACCUUCAUUUGGUUCAGCCGAUCCAGCAGCUUAUUGGCUGCUGUUGCCACUUCUGAUCUGAUCUGCUCCACUUGGUCUGGUAGAGGAGCUGCUCUUCCCAUGUUACAAACUUGAAAUAGACAGAUGAGGAGCACUAGAGCGCAGUUCAUGUUGGAUUUGUGUGUCCAGAUGUGUAGAGUAUAGAACAGCAAGGGUUCCUAGGACAGGAAUGAAAAAUAAGAUGAUCGGAGUUAAUGACUAUGUAUGACUUUUUGACAUUAAAUAUUUUCUUUUUACUGUU
Molecule: messenger RNA, 4178 nt
Organism: Cololabis saira (Pacific saury)
Lineage: Eukaryota; Metazoa; Chordata; Actinopteri; Beloniformes; Belonidae
Gene: rbm28
Product: RNA binding motif protein 28
Exons: 20
Coding region: 207-2513 (768 amino acids)
Molecular function (GO): RNA binding
Source: RefSeq, a predicted model, not a curated record